This is a messenger RNA of Rhincodon typus (whale shark), 2947 nucleotides long. Its product is annotated as kynurenine--oxoglutarate transaminase 1. Bases 289 to 1632 code for a protein of 447 amino acids. Gene Ontology annotation, biological process: biosynthetic process. The record is from RefSeq and is a predicted model, not a curated record. Gene Ontology annotation, molecular function: pyridoxal phosphate binding; L-kynurenine:2-oxoglutarate transaminase activity. The transcript is spliced from 15 exons. Lineage: Eukaryota; Metazoa; Chordata; Chondrichthyes; Orectolobiformes; Rhincodontidae. Gene Ontology annotation, cellular component: mitochondrion; cytoplasm.
AGGAUCCGCCCAGUUGAUGUGUUCCACUGGAGCAAGGUCCGCCCUGCGAGCGGCGUCACACUGCGGCUCCCAACCGAGAGGACAGCGAAGUCGGGGACGUUGACAUCAAUCAUAACGGCUGGUCUCAGCUUCCCGAGUGAAUGAGUGAGAGAAAAGAACAGUGAGAUCCAAUUGACAAGUGUGGGAGCUGUCGCCUGUGAUAGAAGAUACAACAUGGUGGUCAGAAGACUAGAAAUUGACUAGAAGACUGAAUUGUAAAUAGCCUUAAUUAAAGAGGAGAUAGAAGAUAUGCUUAGAGGUCCAGCACAUACAAUCAUAAGAAAUAGCAGUUUGAUCAGCAACAUUUUGCUCAGGAAGAAGGUAACCAUGUCCCGGCAGAUACAUUCUCGGAGAAUUGAAGGAUUAGACAAGAAUAUUUGGGUCGAAUUUACACAGCUUGCUGCUGAUCAUUCAGUUGUCAACCUAGGGCAAGGAUUUCCUGACUUCUCCCCUCCAAAUUUUUUAAAAGAUGCUUUCACGAGGGCAGUAAAUGGUGACUUCAACCAGUAUACCAGGGCUUUUGGUCACCCACCAUUAGUGAACAUCCUAGCAAAGUUCUUUGGGAAAUUAUUGGAACAAGACAUUGAACCAUUCACUGAAGUUCUAGUGACAGUUGGGGCAUAUGAGGCCCUAUUCUGUUUCUUCCAGGCACUGAUUGAUGAUGAAGAUGAAGUCAUUAUCAUUGAACCGUUCUUUGAUUGUUAUGAGUCAAUGGCGCGAAUGGCAGGUGGUCAUCCUGUAUACAUCCCGCUGCAUCCAAAACCAGAAUCUGGAAGGUUGAUGACCAGUGCUGACUGGGUAUUGGAUCCUGCUGAACUAGCAAAUAAGUUUAACAAGCGUACUAAAGCAAUCGUCAUUAAUACUCCAAAUAACCCUCUUGGCAAGGUUUUCAACCAUGAAGAGUUGCAGAUGAUCGCAGAUCUGUGUCUGAAGCACAAUGUCUUGUGCAUUAGUGAUGAGGUGUAUGAGUGGCUGGUAUAUGAUGCAAACAGGCAUGUGCGGAUUGCUAGCCUGCCAGGGAUGUGGGAGCGAACAAUCACUGUUGGAAGUGCAGGAAAAACCUUUAGUGCUACAGGGUGGAAGGUUGGCUGGGCAAUUGGACCUAAGGACAUCAUCAGGCAUUUGCAGACUGUCCAUCAGAACUCAAACUAUCAUUGUGCCACUGCAGCACAGCAAGCUGUAGCAGAAGGAUUUGUAAAAGAAUUUGGACGCUUAGGAGCACCAGACAGUUAUUUCACCAACUUGCGUCAGGAACUGCAAUUGAAACGUGACCAGCUUGCUGCCUGCCUCACUUCUGUGGGGCUAAAGCCAAUUGUGCCAGAGGGUGGUUACUUCUUGAUUGUGGACAUCUCAGCAGUCAAGGUUGAUCUGCCAGUCUCCACCGACACUGAGGAGCCGUAUGAUUAUAGAUUUGUGAAGUGGCUCAUAACUAAUAAGGGCUUGGUCACAAUUCCAGUGUCUGCUUUCUACUCUUCUGAGCACAAAAAGGGCUUUGAAAACUUCAUACGUUUUUGCUUUGUUAAGGAGGACUCAACUUUAAGCAAGGCAGAACAGAUUCUUCAAGAAUGGAAAAGUACAUUGCUGACCCAGUGAUCACUCCAUUACAGUGAAUUUAUUAUUUUCUAAUUCAGUAAUUGUACAUUUUUAAUUGUAUUUCUCUUACUUGAAAAAAGAUACAAUUUUCAAAUCUAUGCACAAAUGCAUUGUAAUAGUCUAAUUUGAACAGAAAAUGACCCUAGAUGCUGCUGAGGACGGUCUUUUUUGCCAUGCUUUGAGGCCUGGAUGAAACAUGAAAUGGCCAGAAGCUCUUAAACUUCCAGUUAAGGGAUUUCCAAUGUCAGCCCCGCAUCUAACUCGAGCAAUAUUGACAGACUGGAGUGCCUUUGCCAGGGAAUGUUGCAGAAACUGGUGAAAUCUGAAACCAAGUCGGUGGCUGCAAAUAUUAAAGCAAUGUGAGUUUUGAUCUUAGUGUAAUUAUUGGUGUAUUAGUACUGAAAUGUUCAAUGUUUUUAGGUGUAUAAUUUAAUAUAGUGCAUCAUUUAAUUAUUUUUCAUCAACCUGCUCAGUCAUGUUAUGCACUCCAGGACAGAUUGGAUUUGAACCUGGACUGUCUUGUCCAGAGAUAAGGAUACUAUCAUUGCAUCACAAGACUCCUUCAAAUGAAUUUUUAUCAAUCCGUUGGACAUGUUCUUAUGACCCAGAGGUAGGCACACCACCAUGUUUAGUUGGUGCCUUGCCUGAGGGAUGAUUUAAAAUUGUUGGUUAAAUAAUUGAUUACAUAUAGCUGUUACUUGCUGUGUAUAUUUUUUUAACAGCAGUUUGAUUAUAUAGGUUAAGACUGAGCUAACUUAGUUGCCACAUUUGUAAGUAAGCAGAAUGCUAUGUGUGUGCAACUUGUAGAUUGAUGAUGAUCGCACUGUGUUCUGCAGGAAACUCAUUACUGCAUAGGAGAUUGUUUUUAUUUUCACUGUUCUACAUGAUUAGCUUAAAUUCAGCUGUGUGUUAAUGUGAGGACAUAAAUUUGAAUUAAAAAUGCUAAAUAUGUUUCAACAUUGCAUGUAUUUUAAAAAAUCUUUUCUAUGUUUUAACGUAUCUGCUUAGCAUUUUUUUGUAUAGACAUGUCAGCUUAAAAUGCUGUACGAGCUGCUGCUCAUGUUGAAUGUUGCCACUAUCAUCCUCUGUAUAAAUAUAGGAAAACGACUUCCUGGUCUAUUUACAAGAGUCUCCUGUAAUUAACAAGGUAUGGUUUAUUUCAUGUUAGUACUUAGUCACAAAGAUGUUGAGGAAGACCAGAUGUUUGGUCUCCCGCUGUCAAUAUUGUAAGCUGAUCUGCCAGCAAUUGUAUAAUAUGCGAAUGCCACUGUUCUGUUUUAACCCUUUCAGAUCUAAUACAGUGUUCAUACACCUG